UGGGGGCGGACAUCCGGGAACUUUUGACAAUUUGACCGGAUGUAGAUUAGAGCCGAUGAAAACAAACCGCAGCAACGCACCGCUCAAUGCACGCAUCGCAUAAUGCCAAGAAACUGUGUGGUGUUUGGAUGCCACAACCACAACCUUUCAAGAGACAAAAAACGCGCAUUCUUUGAGCUGCCAAAGCGACAUCGUAGCCCCGAGAGGAGAAACCGAUGGCUAGCAGCAAUUAGUCGAGAGAACGAGGACGGCUCCCACUGGAGUCCCGUCGGGUCAAGGACCGUUUGUUCUGAUCACUUUGUGACAGAACGACCAUCGAAAGAUUCUCUGCAUCCAGAUUAUAUCCCAUCAAUCUUCCCCCACCGUCCCAAGAGUCAACACACCGCAGAACACAGCUUAAAAAGAUACAAGCGUCACAAGGAAACUGCCUCAAAGAGAUCAUGCACCAAACGUCUUCCGUUUGAGGAUCCGGAAGGGCUCGAUGUCAUCGAAGAUUUUGUUCCGCUCGAAGAAGCUGAAGGGCUCGAUGUCAUCGAGGAUUUUGUUCCUCUCGAAGAAGCUGCCUCCAUUAUUACUCAGACAGACUCUACAAAUGAGCAGGAAAUCAUCAAAUCUUUACAUGAUGAGAUAAACAAUCUGCGAGAAGAGAAGGAAGAUGCCAUCACACAACUUGAAGAGAUGAAGAAAAAGUACAGGGACCUGCAGCUUUCAAGUUCUGCUAUUCAGGACAACGAUGCCAAAUCACACUUUUACACAGGAUUAACAUGGGCAGUUUUUCUGCAAACUUUUUAUUUUCUGUCCUCGCAUGGCGGAGGAAGAACGAAGGAGAGUCUGCCAUUCAUUGAUCAAUUCUUCCUAACACUGGUAAGACUUCGUAUGGACUUAUCUUUUGAGUUUAUUUCUGAUAUUGCUGGUUGUGGAGAGACCACGGUGCGAGACUACUUUUGGAAGUGGAUCGAUGUGAUGUAUGCCAAGUUGUCCUUCCUGGUGAGAUGGCCAGACAGGGAUGCCGCAGCUGAAACACUUCCACCCGAGUUUAAAGUUCUGUAUCCACGCUUGACUGGAAUUGUGGAUUGUUUUGAAAUAUUCAUCGGCAAUGCUGGGAAUUUGCUUGCACGACAACAAACCUACUCGAACUAUAAAAAACACACCACAGCUAAGGUGUUUGUAGCCUGCAGUCCUCUUGGUGCCAUCACUUACAUAUCCAUGGCAUGGGGAGGCCGUGUGUCAGACGUAGAACUGGUACGUCGUUCUGGUUUCAUGUCACCCAAUCUUCAUUUGCCGCAUGAUCAGAUUCUUGCCGACAGAGGAUUCACGCUCCAAGAUGACUUUGCGGUGAACUGUGGAGUAGAGCUGGUGAUACCAGCAUUCACCAGGGGAAAGAAACAGUUGCCUGCCGCCGAUGUGGAAAUAUCCCGUCAGAUGUCAUCUAUUCGUAUACAUGUGGAGAGAGUUAUAGGACUCCUUAAAAAGCGGUAUGCAAUUCUACAGGGUACUCUGCCAAUCCAAAUGAUAAAGACCUUAAAGGACGAGGCUGACCAAGCAGAUGAAGCGAGCAUUGAUAGACUCCUGAGGGUGUGUGCAGCUUUAGUUAACCUUGGUGGGAGCAUUGUAUUCAAGGGCUAAUGCAUUUUCAUGUGACAACUGAGAUCCUCUUACCUGUUAGAGAACUGUAUCAUUUAUUUUACUUUGAAAUCAUAUGAUUGUAUCUGUUUCACAUAUAUUUAUACCAGAUUUUGUUUCAACAGGGAUUACGGGUCCUUUGAAUAGAGUCAAAUUCAAAAACAUUUCAGCAUAAAAA
This is a messenger RNA of Priapulus caudatus, 1801 nucleotides long. RefSeq lists its product as uncharacterized. The transcript has 2 exons. The coding region runs from base 103 to 1626 and encodes 507 amino acids. The record is from RefSeq and is a predicted model, not a curated record. NCBI's taxonomy places the organism in Eukaryota, Metazoa, Priapulida, Priapulimorpha, Priapulimorphida, Priapulidae.